This is a messenger RNA of Chelonia mydas (Green sea turtle), 1393 nucleotides long. RefSeq names its product alcohol dehydrogenase 1. The record is from RefSeq and is a predicted model, not a curated record. Gene Ontology annotation, cellular component: cytosol. Lineage: Eukaryota; Metazoa; Chordata; Testudines; Cheloniidae. Bases 152 to 1288 code for a protein of 378 amino acids. Gene Ontology annotation, biological process: retinol metabolic process; retinoic acid metabolic process. Gene Ontology annotation, molecular function: all-trans-retinol dehydrogenase (NAD+) activity; zinc ion binding. The transcript is spliced from 9 exons.
CAAGUAAUAUAUUCAUUGCUGCAAAUUGCAGGAACAACUUUGAAUCUAUUUAUCCAGCAGGACAGACUAUCAGCAAGAGGAAUCCUUGACAGCCGACUAAACUUCUGGAGCAAGAAACUAGCGUUAGCAAGCUGUGAAAGAGACAGACAGCAUGAGCACUUCAGGCAAAGUCAUUAAAUGCAAAGCAGCUGUUGCCUGGGAGCCUAAGAAACCAUUUUCCAUUGAGGAGGUGGAAGUUGCCCCGCCAAAGGCACAAGAAGUUCGCAUUAAGAUUUUGGCAACAGGGAUCUGUCGCUCGGAUGACCAUGUUAUUAGUGGUGCAUUUGCUGUGCCUUUUCCCGUAAUUCUUGGCCAUGAAGCAGCUGGUGUUGUAGAGAGCGUUGGAGAAGGGGUGACUUAUGUGAAACCAGGAGACAAAGUCAUCCCGCUCUUUGUUCCACAGUGUGGAGAGUGUAGCUCUUGCAUAAGCUCCAAAGGCAAUCUGUGCACUAAAAAUGACCUUGGUGCAGCUUGUGGAUUAAUGAACGAUGGCACCACUAGGUUUACCUGCAAAGGAAAACAGAUUCAUCAAUUUGCUAGUACAAGCACCUUCACUGAAUAUACAGUGGUGCACGAGACAUCAGUUGCCAAAAUUGAUGCAGUUGCUCCUCCGGAAAAAGUGUGUCUGAUUGGCUGUGGAUUUUCCACUGGUUAUGGGGCUGCCCUCAAUAGUGCCAAGGUGGAACGUGGUUCUACCUGUGCCGUCUUCGGUCUGGGAGGAGUUGGCCUCUCCGUUGUCAUGGGCUGUAAAGCCGCUGGUGCUUCCCGGAUCAUUGGGGUUGACAUCAACAAGGGCAAAUUUGCCAAGGCUAAAGAGUUAGGAGCCACCGAAUGCAUCAACCCUCAGGACUUCACAAAGCCCAUUGAAGAUGUUCUGAUGGAGCUGACUGGUGGUAAUGGUGUGGACUAUUCCUUUGAAGUCAUUGGACGCACUGAUACCAUGACAGCUGCCCUGGCAUCCUGCCACCAGAACUACGGAACGAGUGUGAUUGUAGGAGUGCCUCCGACAGCAUCACAGAUCUCCUACAAUCCUAUGCUGCUCUUCACUGGCCGCACCUGGAAGGGGUCUGUUUUUGGAGGCUGGAAGAGCAAAGAUUCUGUCCCAAAACUAGUUGCAGACUAUAUGGGGAAAAAAUUCAACCUGGAUGCCUUAAUAACCCACACUUUGCCUUUCGAUAAAAUCAAUGAAGGAUUUGAACUACUGCGGGCAGGAAAGAGUAUCCGCACUGUCCUACUAAUAGCUGAGUAAUGGACGGAGUCCUACAAUCUUUCCAAGUUUAUUCAAAUAUGAAUGCCAACAACCACAUGAGCCCAGAGCUUUGGAAAUUAAUUAAAGCAGUUAAAUUAAAAUUUG